Molecule: messenger RNA, 980 nt
Organism: Vigna umbellata (rice bean)
Lineage: Eukaryota; Viridiplantae; Streptophyta; Magnoliopsida; Fabales; Fabaceae
Gene: ETFBETA
Product: electron transfer flavoprotein beta
Biological process (GO): amino acid catabolic process; fatty acid beta-oxidation using acyl-CoA dehydrogenase
Cellular component (GO): mitochondrion
Molecular function (GO): electron transfer activity
Source: RefSeq, a predicted model, not a curated record
UGUUGUUUUUUAGUUUGCAGUUGGUACAGCAAACAGAGCACAUGCACUCUCCUUCUUCCGUAUAUCGUUUCCAUCUCCACACCUAAACACACACCCCAUCUUCAACCAAUCACAAUGAAGAUAAUGGUAGCCGUCAAGCGAGUGGUCGAUUACGCCGUCAAAAUCAGGGUCAAGCCCGACAAGACGGGGGUGGUGACCCAGAACGUGAAAAUGUCGAUGAACCCCUUCUGCGAGAUCGCCCUGGAGGAGGCCCUUCGCAUCAGAGAGUCUGGCUUGGCCUCCGAGGUUGUCGCUGUCAGCAUCGGGCCCUCUCAAUGCGUAGAUACUCUCCGAACGGGUCUUGCCAUGGGAGCCAACAGAGGCAUCCACGUCGAGUCCACUGCUUCCCUGUUCCCUCUUUCGGUUGCCAAAAUCUUCAGAAAGCUCGUGGAGAUUGAGAAACCCGAUCUUCUCAUCCUUGGCAAGCAGGCUAUUGAUGAUGAUUGCAAUCAGACCGGGCAGAUGGUAGCAGGACUCCUCAACUGGCCUCAAGGGACUUUUGCUUCAAAGGUUGUCCUUGAUAAAGAGAAACGGGUUGCCACAGUGGACAGAGAGGUUGAUGAUGGUAUAGAAACUGUGCGUCUGAACUUACCAGCAGUAAUAACCACCGAUCUGAGAUUGAAUCAACCAAGGUAUGCGACUCUUCCCAACAUAAUGAAAGCAAAGUCGAAACCCAUAAAAAAGUUCACUCCGGAGGAGUUGAAUGUGGAAAUCAAAUCUGAUUUGGAGAUAGUUGAAGUCACAGAACCUCCCAAGAGAAAAGCAGGGGUUAUUCUUUCAUCAGUGGAUGAGCUGAUCGACAAACUAAAAAAUGAGGCCAAUGUCAUUUGAUUAUUCUCUCUUUACCCCAGUUACUUCUCAAGAAAAGAUGAAUAAUCAUGAUCCAACAUUCUUAUACAUUUGAUCAAUUAACACGAUAAAUUAAAUGGUGUUCCUUUUUA